AUGGACACCUACCAAACGCCACUUUCAAGUCGUUAUGCAAGCAAAGAAAUGUCGCAUCUCUUCUCGAGCGCAAUGCGUUUUCAUACUUGGCGCAAGCUGUGGUUGAAUCUCGCCAUCGCCGAGAAAGAGUUGGGUUUACCUAUCUCAGACGAUGCGAUCACUCAAAUGAAAAACAAUCUAUGGCUCGAUGAAGAUCAAUUCAAAGUUGCCGCAGCAGAAGAAAAGAAGAGACGCCAUGACGUGAUGGCGCAUGUACAUACGUUUGGAACCGUCGCACCGCAGCGGCGCCUAUCAUUCAGUUACCUUGGAGCUACCUCAUGCUAUGUGACAGAUAAUGGUGAUCUCAUCCUACUGCGGGAGGCGUGCGAUUUGUUGCUCUCCCGACUGGCAAUAGUUAUCGACCGAUUGGCCAAUUUUGCAAAUGAGUAUAGAGCACUGCCUACUCUUGGGUUCACCCAUUUCCAACCAGCACAGCUGACCACGGUCGGCAAGCGUGCAACCUUUGGAUCCAGGAACAUUUCGCGAGCAAGAGACGACCUUGGUUUCCGUGGUGUAAAGGGAACUACAGGCACGCAGGCCUCGUUCUUGACCCUUUUUGACGGAGACCACCAAAAAGUUGUCGCACUGGACAAACGUGUAACAGAGCUCCUCGGGUUUCCGUUUGCAUACCCAGUCACCUCCCAGACCUACUCCCCGACCAAGAUCGCCACAGACCUCAGGUUGCUUGCAAACCUCAAGGAGAUAGAAGAACCAUUCGAGAAGGACCAGAUUGGGUCGAGUGCAAUGGCGUAUAAACGUAAUCCUAUGCGAUGCGAACGGAUAUGCUCUCUGGCAAGACACUUGAUGGUCCUUCCUCAGAAUGCACUCAUGACGAGUGCUGGCCAAUGGUUUGAGAGGACUUUGGAUGACAGCGCGAAUCGCCGGGUUUCUAUCCCCGAGGCGUUCCUCACCGCAGACAUCGUUUUAAGCACGCUCCAAAAUGUUCUGGAAGGGUUAGUGGUAUACCCUAAAGUAAUCGAACGCCGGAUUUCCCAGGAGCUUCCAUUUAUGGCGACUGAGAAUAUCAUUAUGGCAAUCGUGAAGGCGGGUGGCGAUCGCCAGGUAGCUCAUGAACAAAUUCGUGUGCUGUCCCACCAAGCCGCACGUGUGGUCAAAGAAGAGGGCGGUGAAAAUGACUUGAUUAAGCGAAUCAAGGCAGAGCCCUUCUUUGCACCAAUCGUUCCUCAGCUCGAUACCCUAUUAGACCCAAAGACUUUUAUUGGGCGUGCGCCAGAACAAGUUGACUCUUUCCUGGAAGAGUGGGUCGCUCCGCGCUCAGUAAAUGGCAGGAUGAAAUCAAGGGUGCCCAGAAAGUAG
This is a messenger RNA of Rhizoctonia solani, 1356 nucleotides long. RefSeq names its product adenylosuccinate lyase. Gene Ontology annotation, molecular function: (S)-2-(5-amino-1-(5-phospho-D-ribosyl)imidazole-4-carboxamido) succinate lyase (fumarate-forming) activity; N6-(1,2-dicarboxyethyl)AMP AMP-lyase (fumarate-forming) activity. The coding region runs from base 1 to 1356 and encodes 451 amino acids. The transcript has 11 exons. Lineage: Eukaryota; Fungi; Basidiomycota; Agaricomycetes; Cantharellales; Ceratobasidiaceae. Gene Ontology annotation, cellular component: cytosol. The record is from RefSeq and is a predicted model, not a curated record. Gene Ontology annotation, biological process: 'de novo' AMP biosynthetic process.